AUGGGACGGCCGUCGAAGUCGCCUCAAGAAACAUCGACCGUCGAGGCAGCAUCUCGACCUUCUGCCUCGAUUUCUGAUUUUAUGCAGAUCAAAUUCCGGGAUUUCCUCAUGUACAGUCGCUUUCUUGACCACAAUCCCGCCAUCCUCCUGUCUCCAGAUUUGGAGAGCUUUCUCGAUACUGCAGUCCGGGCCAGAGAAUCCGGGGAUUCCAUGCUGUCGCUGCGAUGCAUUGAACGCUAUGUGAUCCUCAAAGCAUGCACGAACUUGUCGCCUGCAGACCGUCACGACUACUUUGCUUCGCUGGAAGAUUCUAAGAAACCAAACUGGCGAGAAUAUGACAAUCACUUCAAGAGUGUUUCGGAGGAAGUGGGCCGGCGACUUCAACAAGGCUCAAACUCCCUUCAGCAGUAUCAACACCAGAAUGCAGCAGAUGAACGUGCGUCUAGCAGUGCUUUGUAUACUGACCGUGGCGUUUCCUCUGCGUCGUAUGCGAGAUCGUUCGUUCCCCAGGUUAACUUUGCCCCUAUGCGCACGCCAUUUGCCUAUUCACCGCCAACAGCAUUCUCAGCAGGAGUGCCAGGAAGUGGCCUGCCGUCUGAUGGAAGCUUCCGCGGCAUGAGUGCUUUCGAAAUGCCGAACCGAGCCUACGCCACAAUGGGAACAGAAACGCAACCGGCGACAUUUGCGGGGCCACUCUCCUGCACAAGCACGAAUUAUCAGCAAGACGCAAGAAGAUCUCGAGCUUAUACGAGAUCUGCCCAUUCUUAUGAUGAUCAUGACUACAAACACAAGGUCCCCACUGUUGGCGGAAUUGACAAUGUCCAAUAUAGGGGUAUCAAGGAAAACCAGCGAGCAGCAGAUUCUCAAAAGCUUGAUGAUCGUUAUAUUUUGCGCACAGACGGUGCGGACUUCUUUUCCGAAGGCCGGGUGUUUUCUUUAAUGUGCCACGAGCCCUUGGGUCUCAAGCCCGGAGAGGAGCCCGCUUGUCAUGUGAACUCCCCAGAAGUGAGUGUCGGGCCGAAGGGGACGCUCAUCCACAGCAAGAUCAGACGGAUGGUCGUCACCAAGAAACGUCAAGGGUACUCGAUCUGCGUACCUAUCAAUUCUUAUGGCGGGCACGGAGUUGGAAAGAAGAAGAUGGGCUCGGAGAAGCAAGCUCACGCAAUUGCGUAUCCAAGCUAUCUCGACUCGGCUCCUGGGUCACUCCCAGGGGAGCCUCAGUUCAGCAAGACGCCGAUCGCCAUCGAUCUCCAUAAAGAUCACACUUUGGAUCCUGCUAGCCGCAUCCAUUUCGGAAAGGUACAAUCCAUUGAGUGGAAUGUCAAAGUCAUGGACAUUGGCCGUAUUGCUCGAAGGUCUGUGGCAGACUUUGAGGAAUACUGGGCCGAAGAGUACCGCCCGCCCGGCAAACAACAAGUUGACGCCAGCACAUCACGUUAA
Fonsecaea erecta is the source of this 1440-nucleotide messenger RNA. RefSeq lists its product as hypothetical. The transcript has a single exon. The record is from RefSeq and is a predicted model, not a curated record. Bases 1 to 1440 code for a protein of 479 amino acids. NCBI's taxonomy places the organism in Eukaryota, Fungi, Ascomycota, Eurotiomycetes, Chaetothyriales, Herpotrichiellaceae.